This is a messenger RNA of Malus domestica (apple), 1384 nucleotides long. Its product is annotated as NADPH HC-toxin reductase 1-like. NCBI's taxonomy places the organism in Eukaryota, Viridiplantae, Streptophyta, Magnoliopsida, Rosales, Rosaceae. Gene Ontology annotation, molecular function: oxidoreductase activity, acting on the CH-OH group of donors, NAD or NADP as acceptor. The record is from RefSeq and is a predicted model, not a curated record.
CUGCAGGAGUGAAACUGAUAGAAGGAUAGAAUAAUAGCAGGCAGUGGUUGAAUUGUUUUCCGUUUUCAUCAACAGCAAAGAAACCAAAAUAUAUACAAAUACAACAAUCCAAUCAUGUCUUCUUCUACGUCAUAGAAAAAAACUAAUAUAAGAAAGUAAAUAUUCUACAGUAAUGAUGAUAUAUUACAAGGAUUCUACAAUAUAUUACAAGGAUAUUUCUUAAUAGAACUCACCGAUUGUCCAUGAGCAUGAGUACUAGCUACAAGGUAUGUGUUAUAGGCGGUGCAGGCUACAUUGGUUCUUGGCUUGUCAAGCAGCUUUUAGAAAAAGGAUACACUGUCCAUGCAACACUCCGCAACUGGGAUGAUGUGUCCAAAGUGAGCCUUCUGAAGAGCCUUCCUGAUGCUGAUGAUAGACUAGUGCUGUUUGAAGCUGACAUUUACAACCCAAUUGAGUUUGAGCAUGCAAUUGAAGGCUGUGAGUUUGUUUUCCAUGUAGCAACUCCCUUACAACACACUGAAAAUUCCCAGUACAAGAACAUAACUGAGGCUGCCAUAGCUGGGGCAAAGAGCAUUGCAGAAUGUUGUCUUAAAUCAGGAACAGUUAAGAGGCUAAUCUACACAGCAUCCGUGGUGGCUGCAUCUCCACUGAAAGAGGAUGGGAGUGGAUUUGGAAACUUGGUGGAUGAAACCUGUUGGACUCCUCUCAGUCUUUCAUUUGCUGGUUCUAAUGGUCAUCGUAAGGCCUAUGUGGAUUCAAAAACACUUGCAGAGAGAGAAAUCUUGAGCUAUGGGAACCAAAAAAAUGGUGGACUGGAGGUUGUGACUCUGGCCUGUGGCCUUGUUGGGGGUGAUGCACUUCUGCCUUUCACAUCCUCGAGUGUGGCUGUUUUUAUUUCUCAGCUUACAAACAGUGCAACCGAGUACCAAUUACUUAGAUUUCUGGAGGAAUUGGUUGGGAAAAUUCCUAUAGUACACAUCGAUGAUGUGUGUGAUGCCCAUAUCUUCUGCAUGGAAAAACCUUCAAUAAGUGGUAGAUUUUUGUGCGCAAGUUCAUAUGUUUCAUCAGCAGAAAUUGCUACUUACUACCAACAAAACUACCCAAUAUUUCAAGUGAAGCCAGAGUAUUUGGAUGGACCAAAAAGAGAAAUUGUCUGGGGCUCUACAAAGCUUGAAGAGAAGGGUUUUGAAUACAAGUACUGCACCAAGAUGAUAUUAGAUGAUUGCAUAAGGUGUGCAAGGAAUAGAGGUGGCACUGACUUCCAAUGACAAAUGGUCCAGGCUUGUAUAGGAGCUUUUUAUGUAUACUAUCAGAAUUGAAUUUCGAAUAGCAAUUUGAAUUUACAUUUAAACUUUAAAUUAUUGAAUGAAAAAUCACUUAAUUA